AUGUCGGAAGCUGGUGAUAGCACCCACAAGCGCUCAAAGUCGGCUGCCGCCCUCUCCCUCCUCCGAAGAAACCACUCCCGCGGCGACGAAGAUCCCUCCAACUCGGACGAAGGUGCGCCGCUGACGUCGCCCACCUCAGCAGCGACAUCCCAGACAAACAUAUCCAUGGCCCAAAACGCCCCCCGCGGCGUCUCCGCCUCCCGUCUUUCCACAACAUCCCCCUCAAUGGGAAGAACCCCAUCCCACAACAGCCCACCCGCCGGUUUGACUACCAAGAUGAGCAGCGUCGGCGGCAGCGAGAAGGGCGUCUCCCUCGAGCAGUCCGUUCGCAAGUUCCGCAUCGUCGAGGCCCUGCGGAGCGGCGACACGGCAUCCAUAUCCAAGGCCAUACGGGACACCGCCGAGGGCGGCCCAAGAACGAGCAUCUCCUCCAUCAGCACCCUCAGCGGCCCCGGCCUCGACGACACCACCGUCCUGCACCUUGCGAUCCAAUGCGCCGAGUUCCAGGUUGUCGAGUACGUCCUGUCCGACGGUGCGGGCAUCCUCGACGUCAAUGCGAGGGACAAGGACGGCAAUACCCCGCUGCAUGUCGCCGCCAUCCAGGGCCGCACCCAGGUCGUCAAGCUGCUGCUCGAGCAGAAGGACAUCAACGACGCUGUCGCCAACUACAAAGCCCAGCUGCCCAUCGACGUCGCUCGCAACCCGGAUAUCUUCCAGCAGCUGCAGCUCUCGCGGUCGCUGUUUGCCGAGAACAAGGUCAGGCAGAUCCAGAGUCUGAUUGCCCAAAACGACUACAAGGCGUUGGAGAACGUUCUUGAAGAACCCCGCCUCAAGCAGAUCCUCGAUAUCAACAGCACCGAAUUCGCGACCGAACCCACGACUGUCCAGGCUGGCGGCACCCUCCUCCACGAAGCUGCGCGGAAGAAGAAUACCCAGUUGAUCCAGGUACUUCUCCUCCACGGCGCGGACCCCUUCCGCAGAGACCGCAAGGGCAAGCUGCCACAGGAUGUUACGAAGGACGAUGUUACGAGGGCAAUGCUCAAGCGAUCUCCUGCCGCUGUAGCGGCCCAGAGGGGUAUCCAGGAGAAGGCCGUCCUCGGCCAGGCAGCGUCGCAGGGCGCCGGGACUGCCGCCCCUGGAGAUCCGGUGGCAGGCCGCGAGGCUCGCGAGAUGAAGGGCUACCUGAAGAAGUGGACCAAUUACCGCAAGGGAUACCAGCUUCGAUGGUUCGUCCUCGAAGACGGCGUACUUAGUUACUACAAGCACCAGGACGAUGCUGGCUCCGCUUGCCGUGGUGCGAUCAACACCCGUAUUGCCAAGCUACACAUGAGCGCCGACGAGAAGACCAAGUUCGAGAUUAUCGGGAAGUCAUCGGUCAAGUACACUUUGAAGGCCAACCACGAGGUUGAGGCUAAGCGGUGGUUCUGGGCUCUGAACAACUCGAUUCAAUGGACCAAGGAUCAGGCCAAGGAGGAGGAACGGCAGCGCGCCCGUGGUGCCGAGCUGCUGAGGCAAGCAAAGGCUGAACAGGCCGGAAAGGCAUCCGAUCUUUCCAUCAACGAGGCGCCGAGUGAAAGCGCCAGCGUUGCCGACACGAGAAGAAGCAGUGUGCAAAUCCCGAGAUCCCAAUCGCACACCAAGAUGUCGGUACCGAAGAGCGAAUUUGCAGGGGCCAGCACCAUUGCCGACGACGAAGAAUUCGCCGACGCCGCCACGGAUGCGGGAAUGUCACGGGCUGCUGGCAACGGCCACCACAACCCAGACGAUGACGACGAUGAUGAUGAGUUUGAGGAUGUCAGUAGUCGCGAGGAGCCCACAGUCAGCAAGGACGCUUUCAACAUCACGGCCCAGUCCGCCAAGCUCCAGCUCGACACAAUCUCAGCGGUCAACGCCGCCAUGCUCGCUGAAGCCUCCAAGAAUCCCAACACCACGGUGUCCGACGCAAAGGUUGCGCAGGCGCUGUCAACAUACGACGCCGCAGUUAGGAGCCUGACGGGGCUUGUCGGAGACCUCAUGCGCAUCUCAAAGGACCGCGACGCAUACUGGCAAUACCGCUUGGAGCGCGAAACCGACAUGCGCCGCAUGUGGGAGGAGAGCAUGGCCAAGGUAGCCAAGGAGCAGGAGAUCCUGGAGGAGCGUGUUGACCAAGCCGAGCAGAGGCGCAAGGCCGCCAAGCGGGCCCUUCGCGAGGUUAUGAACGAUUCGCCUGCUGGUGCUAACCAGAAGGAGCCUGUGGAUGGCACGACGAAUGUUGAGGCAGCUGUUGGAACCGACGAUGACCUCGCGGUCGCGCCCAAGUCACCCGAGAGGAAUCUCAAUAGAAAGAAGUCGGCAAUCGUUCUCUCUGACUCGGAGUCUGAAGAGGAGGACGAGUUCUUCGAUGCUGUUGAUGCUGGAGAGGUUGAAGUCAGCGAGCUGCCGCCAUCCGAGGCCGUGACGUCUCCUCAGGAGGAAAAGCAACAACAGCUUGUUGUCUCUAGCGGCGUGGAUAUUAGCAGUUCGUUCAAGGGCUACGAGAAUGGCAUCAGAACCAAACUCAAGAUGGACGCCGAUAACCGGCCCAAGAUUUCGCUUUGGGGUAUUCUCAAGUCAAUGAUUGGAAAGGACAUGACCAAGAUGACUCUGCCGGUAUCUUUCAACGAGCCAACCUCGCUCUUGUACCGUGCCGGUGAGGAUAUGGAGUAUGUUGACCUGCUGGACCAAGCCGCGGAGCGUUCAGACUCGAUUGAGCGUCUGCUUUACGUGGCAGCAUUUGCCGCUAGUGAGUACGCAUCGACGAUUGGGCGUGUCGCGAAGCCUUUCAACCCCCUCCUCGGAGAGACGUUCGAAUACGUCCGCCCGGACAAGAACUACCGCUUCUUCAUCGAACAAGUCAGCCAUCACCCGCCUGUUGGUGCCGCGUGGGCCGAGUCCCCUAAGUGGACCUACUAUGGAGAGUCAGCUGUCAAGACCAAGUUUUACGGAAAGUCCUUCGACGCCAACCCUCUGGGAACGUGGUUCCUCAAGCUGCGUCCUACAGCUGGAGGCAAGGAAGACCUCUACACCUGGAAGAAGGUCACAUCGUCUGUCAUUGGCAUCAUCACCGGCAACCCGACUUUGGACAACUAUGGCCCCAUGGAAGUGAAGAACCACACGACGGGUGAGGUAUGUCAGAUGGAGUUCGUACCACGCGGUUGGAAGGCUUCCAGCGCGUAUAAGGUCACUGGCAAGGUGCUUGACGCCGAUGGCAGGGUGCGAUACAGCAUUGGAGGCAGAUGGAACUCCAAGCUGUACGCUCGCUUCUCACCGGGAUACGAGGCCAACGUCGAUGACCCUGGCGAUGCGGCGUCCAUUGGAAAGGGUAGCCUCAAUGACCCGAACAAGGCGUUCCUCAUCUGGCAGGCCAACCCCCGCCCGCCCAACAUCCCAUUUAACCUCACUCCCUUUGUUCUUACGUUUAACCACAUCGACGACAAGCUCCGGCCAUGGAUCGCGCCUACCGACUCGCGUCUGCGUCCAGACCAGCGCGCCAUGGAGGAUGGCGAGUACGACUAUGCGGCUGAGGAGAAGGAUCGCCUCGAGGUGGCACAACGUGCACGCAGGAAACACCGCGAGGAGAAUGGCAUCGAGUUCCACCCCGCGUGGUUCGAAAAGACGACGUGCGAGAUCACGGGCGAGGAGUACUGGAAGUUCAAUGGCAAGUACUGGGAGCAGAGAGAGAAGGCAGGACCAGAGGGAGAUCCCAAGGCCGCCUGGGACGGAUUGGAACCCAUCUACGAAGAUGCGCAGUAG
Molecule: messenger RNA, 3771 nt
Organism: Colletotrichum chrysophilum
Lineage: Eukaryota; Fungi; Ascomycota; Sordariomycetes; Glomerellales; Glomerellaceae
Exons: 3
Coding region: 1-3771 (1256 amino acids)
Biological process (GO): endocytosis; maintenance of cell polarity; piecemeal microautophagy of the nucleus
Cellular component (GO): membrane; nuclear envelope; cytosol
Molecular function (GO): protein binding; sterol binding
Source: RefSeq, a predicted model, not a curated record